Molecule: messenger RNA, 210 nt
Organism: Parnassius apollo (apollo)
Lineage: Eukaryota; Metazoa; Arthropoda; Insecta; Lepidoptera; Papilionidae
Source: the annotation of a GenBank genome assembly
AUGUUCAAAGUUUUGAUCUUCGUCGCUCUCCUAGCUUUCGCUACAGCGAAACCUCUGUUGUAUAGCUACACUGCUCCAAUGGCAGCAGCGUACACCGCACCAGUAGCAGCUGCCUACACCGCACCCGUCGCAUACUCGGCAUACAGCGCCUACACGCCCGUCGCCUACUCCGCUUACACUUACGCCUCGCCUUAUGCCUACUAUAUUUAA